AUGGCUGAAUCAGAUAUAUCACGAUGGCUGAAGGAAGACCAAUCAGAUCUGGACGACCUGACUGUACCAGAACUUCCAAAUGAAGAUUGUAGUGACAUAGAGGAUGUUCCAAAGGAUUAUAUUAUUGAAGGCGAGUGUCAGUCCGAAUCAGAAUUAGAAUAUGAGGGACCUAAGCCUCAACUUUCUGAAAAUGAAAAGAACACCUUGCCACCGAUGGAAGAUUCAUCUUCUGACGAUGAUAUUACACUUGCAAGGCACCGAAACUACUUUGGUAAGAACAGGUUUCAUUGGUCAAUGAUCAAAUCCUCCAGUUUCGAGAUCAAGAACUAUGCAGCUACUAACCUAACUUUAAAGGUAUUUUGCAUGGAAAUA
Brenthis ino (lesser marbled fritillary) is the source of this 372-nucleotide messenger RNA. NCBI's taxonomy places the organism in Eukaryota, Metazoa, Arthropoda, Insecta, Lepidoptera, Nymphalidae. The record is from the annotation of a GenBank genome assembly.